Molecule: messenger RNA, 743 nt
Organism: Prorocentrum cordatum
Lineage: Eukaryota; Dinophyceae; Prorocentrales; Prorocentraceae
Source: the annotation of a GenBank genome assembly
GCGACUACAACUGUGGCUUCGGAUGGCGAGCCGACCUCACUGGGCGAAGAUAUAAGACAGAGCCGGUGAACGACGGAACCAAAGAGCCCGCAGUCGAGAGCAAGACGAGUGCGCAGGUGCGGGACUUCCUUCUCGGCAGCUACUUGGCCAUGGCCGCGGCCGACGCGUUUUGGCCCACGGGACCCACCUAUUACAAAGGCACGCGCAAGAGCAAGAUAUACCACAUUGCGAUGCCCGUCGAUAGCGUCGGACGCAUUCGGCAGCUAGACCCAUUGCUGCUCGGACUUGCACGACGGCUACAAAGGCGCGUCAGCACGCACUUGCAUGACCACGUCCCCGUCUAUGUGAACAUGGACAUACAUGUCACUCGCGCCCACAUCCCCAAGCUGACGCCACUAGCGAAUAGAGGCAGCGUGAUGGUGGCAUGCAUCGAUGGUGUGCGUCGGGUGGAGCUUCUGCAGGAAGUUGGGCAGCACGCCAAUAGCGUCAGCGAAGAAGAGUGGCGCAGCAAGUGGGGCCAGGGCGACGUGCAGGGGUGCUGGGAUAGGCUAUCAUCCUGCAUUCGGCAGGCCAUGGCAGAACGCCCCCCCAAAGUUGCAUAUGACAAGGCGGAGUGUGAGCAGAUUACGUUCGACGGCGACGGAUCUACAGAGUUCGACCGGAUGAAGCCAGGCUUGUACCAGUUGUCGAGGCAGCUUCAACACGGCAGGAGAAAGCAAAAGUUGAAGAAAGCGAUGGGCAUA